This is a messenger RNA of Closterium sp. NIES-65, 1740 nucleotides long. NCBI's taxonomy places the organism in Eukaryota, Viridiplantae, Streptophyta, Zygnematophyceae, Desmidiales, Closteriaceae. The record is from the annotation of a GenBank genome assembly.
AUGGCGGGAAAGCAGUGGCGUUUGGAGUGGACGCCAAAAGGGAAGGUGGUGCAACUGUUUGCUACAGUGGAAAGAGAGAUCCGUCCGAUCCAUGUGAUGGUGUUCAACAUUGGAGCUACCAGUUUUGACUCCAAUCCAGUGGCGCAACCGUUCGCUACAGUGGAAAGAGAGAUCUACCAGUUGGUGCAACUAUUUGCCACAGUGGAGGCGGAGAUCGGUCCGAUCCAUGUGAUGGUGUUCAACAUCGACCAGGUGGCUCGGCUGUUUGCUACAGUGGAGGGGGAAAUCGGUCCCAUCCAUGUGAUGGUGUUCAACAUUGGAGCAAGUAGCUCUAGAAUUGCUCCUGUCUCUCCUCUUUUCCCGGCUCCUCCCACCCUUUCCUCCCCGCAGACCAGGUGGCUCAACUACCACGUGGCUCAACUGUUCGCUACAGAGGAGGCGGAGAUCGGUCCGAUGCAUGUGAUGGUGUUCAACAUCGGAGCAAACCAGGUGGCUCAACUGUUUGCCACAGUGGAAAAGGAAAUUGGUCCGGUUCGAGUGGUGGUUUUCAACAUCGGAGCAAACGUCAAGUUUGAUGUGGUGGACACGACUUCGAGAGUUUACUUCAAGGUUUGGGAAAUGGCAUGCUUGGCAGGCUUCCUCACAUCUCGUGAGGCUGCACGGAGGAUGCUUCCCAGAAACUGCGGCACGAUUAUUCUCACCGGUGCUACUGCAAGCGUUCGUGGCGCUGCAGGGUUUUCUGCCUUUGCGGGAGCUAAGCACGCGCUAAGAGCUCUGGCUCAAUGCUUAGCUAAAGAAUUAGGUCCCCAGGGGGUACAUGUUUGCCAUGUGGUGAUUGAUGGGGCUGUUGACACACCGUGGAUUAGGGGGAAUUUUCCAGAGAUGGUAAAGGAGAAAGAGAAGGUGGAUGGGUUGGUGCAGCCUGAUGAUGUGGCGGAGCUGUAUUGGUCGCUGCAUAUGCAGAAGAGGAGUGGCUGGGCGUUCGAGGUGGACCUGAGGCCAUGGACGGAGAGAUGCCAUCAAAACACUCCAGCAGCAGAACCGCCUACGCGUUACGAGCCGGCUACCCGUUUAUCCGCCAUGGCGCGUCGCCUUUCUCCCUGGGGAUUGUCGCUGGUCCUGCUUGCGCUUCUCGCGGCGCUUCUUCCGGAGCUGUGCGCCGCGGACGAUGAUGGCAGCUCUCGCCAGUACGAUGGGAAGACCGGCGCGAAGAAGCUUAUAGCGGAGAUGAAGAAGAAAGGCUACAACACUGCGCUGUCGCUUUUCGAAUCGACAGGAAUAGCCAAGGAGCUUCCAGAAGCAAUGAGCUACUACCGCCUCACCGUUCUCGCGCCCACUGACGAGGCAUUUGCGAAGCUUUCUUCGAGCGUGACCAAGGGGCUGAGCAAGGCGGCGAUGCGGGAUAUCACGAUGCUUCAUAUUGUAAAGGGGAGAAAGACCGCUGCUACUUUAAUUCGCAUGCGGAGGGAGCACGAGUGGCGAACUCCCUCCAAGAACGGAGAAGCAGGUCUCUUCAAAGCCACAGAAGCAAAAGUCAAGCCGGUCAAACUACAUGCAGAGGGCGGCAAGAAUGUGACUAUAACGAAGCCGGAUUCGGUGCUGCUGACGAUCUCUGCCGUCCACGGCAUCGACAAGGUGAUCAUUCCGGGCGGCAAGCUGACCGGGGCGAAAAAGAAGCUGUCGCUGAAGGAGUGUUUGGAUCUGAGCAAUGGGGAGGAGGACUUGGAUUAUGACAACUAG